UUCCGUAUCGCCGCUAAGUUUGGACGCGUUUACUUCUUCGGUCUUGUGGUUUGAAAACUUCGCGAUUUUGCUGGUUUUUUGAUAACAAUAAUAAAUACGAGAGUGUGCAGCAGCGGAUAAACAAAAUUAAUGCCAAUUCGCGUAAUCGGCGGCAAUGCAGACGCCGCACAAACCAAAACAAAGCGAUCCGUAAUAUUCAGAAAAGUUCAGAAGCAAAACAAAACAAUCACAAUAAUAAAAACAACAACAAAUUAUGCGUGCUGCUCGGCAAAAACAAUAGCAGAAGCAAAACACAAAUAAAAUAAUAGUAAAACCUUUAACUAAUCAAUCCCCGUUCGGUUUGCGCAGGUAAUGAAACAUUCCGAAAAAGUGACACGUAAAAUAGCUACAACAACGACAGAAACUUAAAGAGAUCUUUUCCAAAUUUAUCGUUUAAUAGCAUUCUACCAAAGUUGCAUUAAAUAGAAAUAAAACAGUUUUGGUACAUCAACUCAAAACAUUACUGAAAAUAAUACAAAAUGGAUACAACGCGCGGCCUUCUGACAAAACAGUCCAAGGAUGUGGAAUUUCAGGAUGUUUUUUAUUCAGUCGAUCAGCGCACAAAUUUUUUUCGCGUAACCGGACAACGGCAAAUUUUGAAAGGCGUAAGCGGCAGUUUCCGUAAUGGACAACUCUCGGCUAUUAUGGGCCCCUCGGGGGCAGGAAAAAGCAGUUUGCUGAAUGCGAUUUCGGGUUUCAGAACAACCGGCGUGGAGGGUAAUAUUAGAAUGAAACGGGACAAUGCCUGUUAUAUAACGCAGGACGAUCAUCAUCAGACACUGCUGACAGUCGAGGAACUUAUGAAUCUCUCCUAUGAUCUGAAACUAAAGCAACGCCAUACAAAGGAAGAGCUCAUCACGAAAAUACUCAAAAACCUCAAUCUCAAUCAUCGACGCAACAUCACCGCCGACAAAUUGAGCGGCGGUGAACGCAAGCGACUCUCGAUUGCCCUCGAACUGGUGGACAAUCCCAAUAUCUUCUUUCUCGACGAGCCCACGAGCGGACUGGAUGAGGUGACAGCGGCACAGUGCAUACGCCUGCUCAAAGAACUGGCCCGCGAGGGCCGCACAAUAGUUUGUACCAUCCAUCAACCCUCGGCGACAAUUUACAACUGCUUUGAUAGCAUAUAUGUGUUGGCCAAGGGUCAGUGCGUCUACCAGGGCAGCCCCGAAGCGACAAUACCCUUCCUGCGACUGGCCCAACUCGAUUGCCCACGCCACUACAGCCCCUCGGACUACAUUAUUGAAGUAAUCGAUGCUGAGGAUGGACAGUUGGUGCCGCUGCUGAGCGACCUAACGGACAAUGGCAAACUGACUUAUCCGGGCAAGCAGCCGGAUUUGAUGGGCACACAGCUGGAACCGCAGCAGGCAAUAACGACGCUAUUUGUGGAGCAGCCGAAACGUCAGUUUCUGCCCACUUUCUUUGCCGGCAGCGCUGCCUCCACAGAUGGCACAUUGAUGGGUGCAGCAGAUGCACUGCUGGGACAGGUGAAGGCCUUCACACAGCGCCUGCAUCAGGAUCGCCGUGAGAUAUCCGGACUACAGCAGUUCCUGGUACUGAUGCGGGUCAUGCUGCUGAAGAUAAUGCGUGCCCGUCUUGCCUUGGCCAUUCAGCUGGUCCAUCAUUUGCUCUGCGGUCUGUUCUUUGGCCUGAUAUUCUUUCAGCUGGGCAAUCAGGGUGCACGCAUGUUUGAUCAUCUCAAAUUCUGCAUUGGCGCCGUGCUCAUGAUCGUCUACACCCAAGUGAUGGUGCCCAUACUCAGCUAUCCAGCUGAUGUCAAGAUGGUGAAAAAGGAGACCUUUAAUCGCUGGUACACGCUAAUGCCUUACUAUCUGGCAUUGACCAUAUCUCGAUUGCCGCUGCAGGUGCUGCUCAAUCUUACGUUUAUGGCCGUGACUUACUGGAUGUCCGGACUGCCGGAACAAAUGUGGCGCUUCUGCAUUUUCGUGGCCGUGGGUCUGAUGGUCUCCCUCGUGGCCGAGGGCAUGGGACUGGCCAUUGGCGCUACCUUCAGCAUAACAAAUGGCAGUGUUGUGGGUCCGAUGAUCAUAGCGCCGCUCAUGGGAUUAGCAGUAUAUGGCUUUGAUUUUGCGCCCCAGAUUACUGGAGGCAUGAAUCUGUUGAUGAAGUUCAGCUAUGUGCGUGUCGCCGUGGUGGCCCUGGUGCUGGCCGUCUUUGGCUUCCAGCGCGAGGAGUUGGACUGCGACGAGAUCUACUGUCACUUCAGUGAUCCACGGGUGCUUCUAAAGUUCCUCGAUGUUGACAAGGUCUCCAUACUGCAUCAGUUCGGCAUCUUGGCCCUGAUAAUGAUCUUCUUUCGCGUCAUUAUUUAUAUCAGUCUACGCAAGCGCUGUUACGCCUGAGCAUACCUGAUAUAGUUACAAUCUAUGCUGUGAUUAUGGUUUUAUACACAUACAAAUCUAAUAAUAGGAUUUACUUACCGCUGUACAUACUACUAACUAUUGUUGUUAUACUUAUGUAUUAUGUGCACAGUUGAUUGCCCCAUCAUGAUAUAACUCAGAUACUUUGGUGCUUAGAUAAACCCCUAGGUUCUUAAUUUGUAAUUAUCACACCACUCACAAUUACUUUCACAUUUACGUUAACUGCAAACUUUAAUAAUAUAAUUUGUAAGCAUUAUUAGAUGUAAGAUAUCUGGUUAAUAGUGUCCAAAACAAUACCUUCUAAAGACAAAUACAUUUUUACAUUGAAUUU
Molecule: messenger RNA, 2751 nt
Organism: Drosophila innubila
Lineage: Eukaryota; Metazoa; Arthropoda; Insecta; Diptera; Drosophilidae
Product: ATP-binding cassette sub-family G member 1
Exons: 7
Coding region: 519-2402 (627 amino acids)
Cellular component (GO): plasma membrane
Molecular function (GO): ATP hydrolysis activity; ATP binding; ABC-type transporter activity
Source: RefSeq, a predicted model, not a curated record